AUGGAUCAACCAUGCUUCGUUGAUGGAAGAACAAAUCACUGGGCCAAAGACUAUCAUUACAAGAAAACCGAGCCCUGCAAGCCAAAGCCUAAGUGGAACAAAGGACAAUGGGGUCCUAAAGCCCAAGUGAAUGUGUUGGUGGAUCAAGAUGAUCAAGAUGAACCCAAUCUAAGAGCUCAAGUGGAAAUGACACCGUCACACAAUUAUGUGGAAUUGAAGAUGACAUAUGGGAAGGCUUUAACUCUCAAGGAUGUGCGACAUGUUCCUGAUGUGAGGAAAAAACCUUAUCAGUGGAUCGUCCUUAGUACAACAAUUUUUGAAGGUAAUAAAAUUUCUCCUCAAGUUUCUAAUGUUGAAUCUUGUGAUGUAUGGCUUGGAAGGUCUCCUACUAGAGGUGGAAACAAGUACUUUGUGACAUUUAUUGAUGACUUCUCUAGGAUAACAUUGAAGGACAAUGAGAAAACUCCUUAUAACUUAUGGAAAGGAAGAUCGUCUAACCUUAGAAUCCUAAAAGUGUGGGGGUGUUUAGCUAAUAUACUCUUACCCGAUCCUGAGAGGAAGAAAAUAGGUCCGAAGACUAUAGACGCAGUUUUCCUUAGUUAUGAGAAAAAUAGCAGUACUAAUAGAUUCCUGGUGAUUAACUCUGAAGUAAAGGAGGUUGCAAACAACAUAGUUAUGGAAGCCAGAGAUGCUACAUUCUUCGAAGAUAUUUUCCUGUACAAGACAAGAAUUUCUAAGGAAGUAUAA
This is a messenger RNA of Prunus armeniaca (apricot), 747 nucleotides long. Lineage: Eukaryota; Viridiplantae; Streptophyta; Magnoliopsida; Rosales; Rosaceae. The record is from the annotation of a GenBank genome assembly.